AUAAAGUGACGUGCGCCGGGAGUGGUCGACAUCAUUAAGUCGGCGUCGUUCCAAGAGUCCAAGAGUCCAAGAGUUUAAGAGUCGAGCGGAUACUCAGUCGUCUCGUCUUAGUCCCCAAUCGCAGUCAGAGCUUCCUGUGCGGCACGUGCCAGUUCAUCCUCGAGCAAUCCCAGUCCAAAGGAAGUGAUUCCACUUUGACAAUGGCAGGCAAAAACCUGGUUGUAUUCUCCCUUCUGGCCAUCGCUGGAUCCUGUCGCGCAGGAUUCGCGGCCACCUAUGCCGGCUUCCACCCGGGAUAUGCCACCUACCAAGCUCCGGCUGCAGUCUACCACUCCGCUCCAGUGGCCCAGCCUGCUGUCUAUCAUGCCGCUCCGGUGGCCCAGCCUGCUGUCUAUCACCAGGCGGCUCCUGUUUUUGCCAAGACGGUGGUGCCAGCUGCUCCUGUCUACACCAGGUCCUAUGCCCUGCCUGCACCAGUUGUCAAGACGGUGGCGGCCCCCAUUUCUGUGCCCGUGGCAUCUCCAGUGGUGAGGACCGUGGCUACUGCUCCCGUGGUUGCUGCUCCUGUGCUUAAGCAGGUGGAGCUAGAGUCCUCGCCACGCUACGACUUCUCCUACGGCGUCCAUGACAGCAUCACCGGGGACAUCAAGAGCCAGGUGGAGACCCGUGACGGAGGCAACGUGGUGGGCUCCUACUCCGUCCUGGAUGCCGAUGGCUACAAGCGCACGGUGACCUACACCGCCGACGAUAUCAACGGAUUCAACGCAGUGGUUCAGCGUGAGCCAGUGGUGGCCGCCCGUGCUGUGGCUGCUCCCGUGGUUUCUGUGGCUGCCCCAGCACAUGUGCCCGUUCAUGUGCCCGCUCCAGUGACCUCUCUGCCCGCCCCCAUUUACUACCCCCACCAGCAGGUGUUUGCCCCCCAGCAGGUGCAGCAAGUACAGCCAGUGCAGCAGGUCGCCGAGCAGCAGGGUGAGGUUGUGGAGGCUCCUGUGGCCACUCAGCCGGAGCUGGAGCCCACGCCCAUCGACUACAACGAGGAGCAGCAGCAGCAGCAACAGCAGCAGACCUAUCCCCAGGAUCAGCAGUUCCCACCUUUCUCUCAGUCGGGCCAAUCUUCUCCAGCUUCCGAUAACGAUGACUCCGAUGUGGUGGAGGCCCGAUCUGUCACUGAAGCCAACAGCAGCACCACCUCCACCACCGCAGCUCCGGCUACGGAGGAGAACAAAAAGACCGCCUAGACUGGACCAUGAAAGGAAAUAUUGUUGAAAUAAAUGCGAAAAUAAAUACAAAAUUUGAGAAUAUAUAUAAACAAA
Drosophila gunungcola (fruit fly) is the source of this 1313-nucleotide messenger RNA. It is a transcript of the gene Cpr31A, whose product is annotated as cuticle protein 19.8. The transcript has 2 exons. Gene Ontology annotation, cellular component: extracellular matrix. Bases 201 to 1238 code for a protein of 345 amino acids. The record is from RefSeq and is a predicted model, not a curated record. NCBI's taxonomy places the organism in Eukaryota, Metazoa, Arthropoda, Insecta, Diptera, Drosophilidae.